Musa acuminata AAA Group (dessert banana) is the source of this 1458-nucleotide messenger RNA. Its product is annotated as bZIP transcription factor 1-B-like. Gene Ontology annotation, cellular component: nucleus. The record is from RefSeq and is a predicted model, not a curated record. Gene Ontology annotation, molecular function: sequence-specific DNA binding; DNA-binding transcription factor activity. The coding region runs from base 428 to 1282 and encodes 284 amino acids. The transcript has 9 exons. Lineage: Eukaryota; Viridiplantae; Streptophyta; Magnoliopsida; Zingiberales; Musaceae. Gene Ontology annotation, biological process: regulation of DNA-templated transcription.
UUAUCAUUUAGAUUUUACCAACGUGGUCAGCACUCCUUUGUUGUCUCCAAAAUUGUUUCCUUGAGAACUUCAUCUAUCAUUUCCUUUGGUCGUGGAUUCAUUUCACUUCCUGCUUAUUUUAUUUCUUACUGUCUACUUCCCCCUUUUUCUUCAUCUCCCUGUUUCCUCGCUUUGUUGAUUUUUCAUGGAUUUCAUCCAAUUUGGUCCCUAGAACAAGCAAAUCUCUCACAGAUUAUCUUUUGGAUCUCACUUCCCAGUUUCACAUCACUAGAAAGAUCGUCCUGAAACAAGACUAGGGCUUGGGAGUUCGAUUGACGGUGGAAUUGGGGUGAUCCCAUCCUUUGUUUCUUCCUGAUUGAGUGUGUGUUUCAGAAAUCCUCAAUUUGGAGGAUUAAUUGGGAGUAGUUGUUGGAGGGGUCAUUGGAUUAUGGGCAGCAGUGAGGCUGAUGCAUCUGCCAAGGCUCCAAAGACAUCCACAGCUCAGGAACAAACUCCUGCCACUAGCUCCACCCCUGCUGUGACUGUUUACCCAGACUGGUCGACCUUUCAGGCAUAUUCACCGAUUCCACCACAUGGUUUCUUCCAUUCUCCGGUGGGAUCGAGUCCCCAGCCUCAUCCUUACAUGUGGGGACCUCAGCACCUUAUGCCACCAUAUGGAACUCCGCCACCUCCGUACGUAAUGUAUCCUCCUGGAGGGUUAUAUUCUCAUCCAUCUAUUCCUCCUGGGGCACAUCCUUUUAGCCCUUAUGCUAUGGCUUCUCCGAGCAGCAACAUUGAGGCUUCUGGAACUGCUCCUGGAGUGGACAUUGAUGGUAAGUCAUCUGUAGGUAAGGAAAGAAGUCCCCUGAAAAGAUCCAAAGGAAGUUUAGGUAGUUUAAAUAUGAUUACAGGGAAGAACAACAGCGAGCCAGGUAUAAAUUAUCAGGGCAACCAGCCAAUGGAGCCUUCUCUCAGAGUGGUGAAAGUGGAAGUGAGAGUUCAAGUGAAGGGAGUGAUGCCAAUUCUCAGAAUAUGUCUGCAGCAGCUUAAACUGAUAGUUUUGAAUCUACCAAAAGCUUUCGUUUGCCUCAGCUCUUUUGCUUGCAUGGUGGUGAAGACAUCGGCCGGUCACCGUGGAUGGAGCCAACAUCCAACCUACAGCCAAACCACCAUGGAUGGAGUCGACAUGCGACCUGUAGAGGCCUCGACGAAGGCAACAGCAGCCUUCUGCUUCAAUGCACUGCUGACGACCGAGGAUGAUGGUGUUGUGCCAGAAAUCUCUUGUUUGAAAGCCAAUAACUGAUGUUUCUAUAGGAUUCUUAACAUUCGAUUAGCUUGUAGUUGUUUGUUAUUUCUUGAUGAACAACUGUGUGCAUGUAUUCAUCUGAGUCAAGAACAUUUGUUGCUUUGAUGAUUAGUUUCUUACAUGUAGGAACUCACUAAACAUUCUUAAUAAUAGAUUAGCUUGUGGUUGUUUAA